ACCCAACCAGCUGCAACUUCCUCUAUGAAGAGAGUAAGGCAAUACUUGGUUUCAAAAUGGCCUCCCUUGCUGCAGCAAAUGCAGAAUUUGGCUUCGACUUAUUCAGAGAGAUGGAUAGUAGCCAAGGAAAUGGAAAUGUAUUCUUCUCUUCCCUGAGCAUCUUCACUGCACUGACCCUAAUCCGUCUGGGUGCUCGAGGUGACUGUGCACGUCAGAUUGACAAGGCACUGCACUUUAACACCCCAUCAAGACAAGGAAACUCAUCGAAUAAUCAGUCAGGUCUUCAGAAUCAAUUGAAAAGAGUUCUUGCUGACAUAAACUCAUCUCAUAAGGAUUAUGAACUCAGCAUUGCCACUGGAAUUUUUGCAGAAAAAGUGUAUGACUUUCAUAAGAACUACAUUGAGUGUGCUGAAAACUUAUACAAUGCUAAAGUGGAAAGAGUUGACUUCACAAAUGAUGUACAAGAGACCAGAUUUAAAAUUAAUAAAUGGAUUGAAAAUGAGACACAUGGAAAAAUCAAGAAGGUGUUGGGCGACAGCAGCCUCAGCUCGUCGGCUGUCAUGGUGCUGGUGAACGCUGUUUACUUCAAAGGCAAAUGGAAAUCGGCCUUCACCAAGAGUGAUACCCUCAGUUGCCAUUUUAGGUCUCCCACGUGUCCUGGAAAAGCAGUUAAUAUGAUGCAUCAAGAACGGCGGUUCAAUUUGUCUACCGUUCAGCAGCCACCAAUGAAGGUUCUUGAGCUCCAAUAUCAUGGUGGCAUAAGCAUGUACAUUAUGCUGCCUGAGGAUGACCUAUGUGAAAUUGAAAGCAAGCUGAGUUUCCAGAAUCUAAUGGACUGGACCAAUAGGAGGAAAAUGAAAUCUCAGUAUGUGAACGUGUUUCUCCCCCAGUUCAAGAUAGAGAAGAAUUAUGAAAUGACGCACCACUUGAAAUCCCUAGGCUUGCAAGAUAUCUUUGAUGAGUCCAGUGCAGAUCUCUCUGGAAUUGCCUCUGGAGGUCGUCUCUACGUAUCAAAGCUAAUGCACAAGUCAUUCAUAGAGGUCUCAGAGGAGGGCACUGAAGCCACUGCUGCCACAGAAAAUAACAUUGUUGAAAAGCAGCUUCCUGAGUCCACGGUGUUCAGAGCCGACCGCCCAUUUCUGUUUGUCAUCAAGAAGAAUGACAUCAUCUUAUUUACUGGCAAAGUCUCUUGUCCUUGAAAUUCCAUUUGGUUUCCUAUACAGUAACAGGCAUCAAGAAGCAUCAUAAGUGAAUAGAAUUGUAAUUGGAAAUACAUGGGUUUGCUUUGAUUUGUUUCAGUGCAUUGAUGGUCAGCAAAUGAUACUGGUGACUUAACCCUUUUUGAUACCUGGUUGAUAGUCUAAAUGCCUGCUCUCAUCAUUUCUACUCCCAUUUACUUCCCUUUGUCUAAUACUAUUGACCCAUCUGGGGUUUGAUCCACUCACAAAGAAAAUGCAGGGGCUGCCUGUAGAAACUCUUACAUUUAAAUUCCUGAGUUUUCAGAGACAUUCCUGAUUCAUGAUACAACAAUCUAAAAAGUAAGCCCAUUUGUUGCUCAGAAAUCAGAAUGAAAGCUAACUCAUUCUUGAGAAACAAGAUGAUGCUAGUAUUUCCUUCAGUAUGCUUGAUGUCACAAUCACUGUAAAAAUCAGGGGCUCAAAAAUACAGAAUUAAGAUUGGUAAGCAACCAAAGAAUUUCAUUAAUAACUUCAAAUUUACAGCCUUUGGCAUUCCUGGGUAAGACCAAAUAUGUACAUAAUUUUCAAAUAUUAAGUAUUUUUUAAAUGUUGGCAAUUGAUAUUUACAGAAUAUUAUUUCGUAUUCUUUUGAGAUCAUGAGUAUUUUCUCAUGUUUCUCAUAAUAAAUAUGUAUAACACCUGCA
Messenger RNA from Mus caroli (Ryukyu mouse), 1882 nucleotides. It is a transcript of the gene Serpinb7, whose product is annotated as serpin family B member 7. Gene Ontology annotation, molecular function: serine-type endopeptidase inhibitor activity. The record is from RefSeq and is a predicted model, not a curated record. Lineage: Eukaryota; Metazoa; Chordata; Mammalia; Rodentia; Muridae. Gene Ontology annotation, biological process: negative regulation of endopeptidase activity.